ACUCCUUUAUAAUCGUGUUCAUCUCGAGAGGAGUAUAAGUAGGAGUACACCGUUGUAUUUAUAUUGUCCGAUAUCCUCUCUCUCUCUCUCUCGCUCUCUCCCCUCUCAAAAACCCUAAAUUUUGAGAGAGAGAAAUUCAAACACAGUCUCUUGCAGUGGGUUGAUAAUGACGUCGCUUAGCAGAGAGCUUGUGUUUCUUAUACUGCAAUUUCUCGAUGAAGAGAAAUACAAAGAUGCUGCUCACAGAUUGGAGCAAGAAUCAGGAUUUUACUUCAACAUGCGGCAUUUCGAGGAAAUGGUGACAAAUGGGGAGUGGGAUGAGGUGGAAAAGUAUUUGUCUGGAUUUACCAAAGUUGAUGAUAACAGAUAUUCCAUGAAAAUCUUCUUUGAGAUUAGAAAGCAGAAAUACUUGGAAGCCCUGGAUAAGAAGGAUCGUGCUGUAGCUGUUGACAUUUUAGUGAAGGACUUGAGAGUGUUUUCAGCAUUCAAUGAAGAUCUGUUUAAGGAAAUAACCCAGCUUUUGACUUUGGAGAAUUUCAGAGAUAAUGAUCAACUGUCUAAAUAUGGAGACACAAAGUCUGCAAGGGGUGUAAUGCUAGUUGAACUCAAAAAGUUAAUUGAAGCCAACCCUUUAUUUCGUGAUAAAUUGAAUUUUCCCAGUUUAAAAAAUGCCAGAUUGCGGACUUUAAUAAAUCAAAGUUUAAACUGGCAGCACCAGCUUUGUAAAAAUCCCAAGGCUAAUCCUGACAUUAAGACCCUAUUUAUUGACCAUUCAUGUGGACAGUCGCAAACAAAUGCAAGGGCGGUGUCCCCCGUGACAAAUGCAUUGAUGGGUGGACUACUAAGACCAGCUGGAUUUGCACCUUUGGGCGCUCAUGGGCCAUUUCAGCCAGCCCAAGGUCCUCUGCCAACAGCUCUUGCUGGGUGGAUGCAGACUCCAGCUCCAGUAGCCCAUCCAUCUGCUUCAGCUGGUCUCGUCAGUUUCAAUUCAUCUAACAAUGCAGCUUUGUUGAAGCGGCCAAGGACUCCUAUAAACAACCCAGCCAUUGAUUAUCAGACUGCUGAUUCUGAACAUGUGUUGAAGAGACCAAGGCCUUUCGGAAUAUCCGACGAUGUUAACAAUCCAACUGCUAAUAUAUUAUCUGCUGGGUCCACAAAUCAAAAUCCUGGUCAGAGUUCAUUCUCCAUUGAUGAUCUCCCCAAAGCUGUUGUUAUGACUCUGAGUCAGGGUUCUGCAGUCAAGAGUCUGGAUUUCCAUCCAGUCCAACAGAAUCUACUUCUUGUUGGAACCACCACGGGAGUGGUCAUGGUGUGGGAACUAGGAACGCGUGAAAAGCUUGUUCAAAGAAAUUUUAAGGUUUGGGAUCUUAAGUCAUGUUCAAUGCCAUUGCAGGCAUCUAUUGCAAGUGACUAUAAUGCAUCAGUUAACCGUGUCAUUUGGAGCCCUGACGGAAAUUCUUUUGGUGUUGCAUAUUCCAAGCACAUUGUGCAUUAUUAUGCUUACCAUGGCAGUGAUAGUCUGCAAGAUAAGUUAGAGAUCGAGGCUCAUGAUGGUAGUGUAAAUGAUAUUGCCUUCAGUUUUCCAAAUAAACGUUGCAUUAUCACUUGUGGAGAGGACCGACUGAUUAAGGUGUGGGAUGCAAACACUGGGGCCAAGCAAUUUACCUUUGAGGGUCAUGAAGCUCCAGUAUAUUCUGUCUGCCCACAUCAGAAGGAAAGCAUUCCAUUCAUAUUUUCAACGGCAACUGACGGAAAGAUAAAGGCAUGGUUGUAUGAUAACCUAGGUUCAAGGGUUGACUAUGAUGCACCAGGUCAUUCGUCCACUGCUUUGGCCUACAGUGUUGAUGGAACAAGGUUGUUCUCAUGUGGCACUACUAAAGAAGGAGACUCAUACAUUGUAGAAUGGAAUGAAAGUGAAGGAGCUGUUAAGCGCACAUAUAGUGGGCUUGGAAAGCAAUCUGUAGGGGUUGUCCAAUUUGAUACUAUCAAAAAUCGAUUUUUGGCUGCUGGUGAUGACCAUAUGGUAAAAUUUUGGGAUGUGGAUAAUGUUAAUCUGUUGACGACCACUGAUGCAGGUGGUGGAUUGCAAGCUUCUCCAUGUAUCCGAAUUAACAAAGAAGGGAUCUUGCUGGCUGUUUCUACAAACGAUAAUGGCUUAAAAAUUCUAGCAAAUGCAGAUGGUAUAAGGCUACUGCGAACAGUUGAAAGUCGUUCUUUUGAUGCUUCUAGGAUUGCCUCAGCAGCUAUCGUGAAGAAUGGCGACAGUCGCAAUUUGUCGGACCUAAAACCCAGAAUAACAGAUGAGUUCGUUGACAAAUCUAGAGCUUGGAAGGUGGCAGAAAUAAAUGAACCAUUACAGUGUCGUUCUGUGAGGCUACCAGAUAACGUAUCAGCAAUGAGGGUUUCAAGGUUGAUAUACACAAACUCCGGAUGUGCUAUAUUGGCACUAGCAGCUAAUGCAGUACACAAGCUCUGGAAGUGGCAAAAAAAUGAGCAGAACGCGUCCGGGAAGGCAACUGCUAGUAUUACACCUCAACUGUGGCAACCAGUGAGUGGAAUAUUGAUGGCCAACGAUAUUAGCGACAGAAAUCCCGAGGAUGCAGUUUCAUGCUUUGCACUGUCAAAGAAUGAUUCUUAUGUCAUGUCAGCUUCUGGAGGGAAAAUCUCUCUAUUUAACAUGACUACUUUCAAGACAAUGACAACAUUCAUGCCACCUCCACCUGCAGCAUCGUUUCUUGCAUUUCAUCCGCAAGACAACAACAUUAUAGCCAUAGGCAUGGAGGACUCUUCUAUCCAAAUAUACAAUGUUCGGGUGGAUGAGGUCAAAACAACGCUAAAAGGUCAUCAUAAAAGAAUAACAGGCCUUGCAUUUUCUGAUGUUCUUAAUGUGCUCGUCUCUUCAGGAGCUGAUUCUCAACUAUGCACUUGGAGCACUGAUGGAUGGGAUAAGCAAACAACUAGACAAUUGCAAAUUCCAGCAGGUCGGGCUGCAGCUCCUUUUGCUGACACCCGUGUUCAAUUUCAUCGAGAUCAGACCCAUCUGAUAGCAGUCCAUGAAACACAGAUAGCAAUUUAUGAAGCACCUAAACUUGAAUGCCUCAAACAGUGGCUCCCGCGAGAAGCAAGUGGUCCAAUCACACAUGCUACAUAUUCUUGUGAUAGCCAGUCUAUAUAUGUGAGUUUUGAAGAUGGAAGUGUGGGUGUCCUAACUGCUACCUCACUGCGGUUACGGUGUCGAAUUAACCCUGCAUCAUACCUUCCUGCCAAUCCAAGUUUGAGGGUCUAUCCACUUGUCAUUGCGGCACAUCCAUCUGAACCAACUCAGUUCGCAUUAGGAUUAACUGAUGGUGGAGUUCAUAUACUCGAGCCCCUGGAAUCAGAAGGACAAUGGGGUACGUUACCUCCAGAAAAUCAUGUCGGACCUAGUACCAUAUCUUAUACAAAUAAUUUGGAUCAGUACCAACAGUAGCUGUUUGCAGAACAAGGUUGAUGUUCACAACUGAGCUAUGAGCGUAUGCAGUCUUAAUGUGGUCUGCACUUUGCACCUACCAUUAUUUUACCCCUACGGGAAGCUGCUAACUCAGGUUCUGUAGUGUAGAAACAUGCAAGCAGACUUGUAAAGUUAGUUUAGUUGCAACCUUAAGUGGUAAGAGCAAAAAGAAUGUUGCUGUUUUCUUUCAUAAGGAUCGUUAGACGUUCAGUUUGGUUUACAUUUUGAGGAGGUUUUUUCUUGACUUUGAAACUUUUUGUUUGCGUUAUCAAUUCAUUUACCUCCAAAGCUUUAUGUUUUU
Molecule: messenger RNA, 3791 nt
Organism: Daucus carota subsp. sativus
Lineage: Eukaryota; Viridiplantae; Streptophyta; Magnoliopsida; Apiales; Apiaceae
Product: topless-related protein 4
Exons: 25
Coding region: 167-3469 (1100 amino acids)
Biological process (GO): regulation of DNA-templated transcription
Molecular function (GO): protein binding
Source: RefSeq, a predicted model, not a curated record